Messenger RNA from Nematolebias whitei (Rio pearlfish), 2041 nucleotides. RefSeq names its product Rho guanine nucleotide exchange factor (GEF) 4 (gene arhgef4). Gene Ontology annotation, biological process: intracellular signal transduction. The record is from RefSeq and is a predicted model, not a curated record. Gene Ontology annotation, molecular function: protein binding; guanyl-nucleotide exchange factor activity. NCBI's taxonomy places the organism in Eukaryota, Metazoa, Chordata, Actinopteri, Cyprinodontiformes, Rivulidae.
CUGCGUGUGAACCAGGAUGAACCUGUGGAAGAAUAUCUGGCCAGUCUAGAGGAGGCCCAAGCUGGAGCUGAAGAACGAACAUGUCUGGGAUUACUUUUAGGACCCGGUUUACCCUGCAAGGAGCAGAUGAGAGCCAACGUCAUCAAUGAAAUCAUGAGCACAGAGCAGGAUUACAUCAAGCACCUGAAAGACAUUUGUGAGGGUUACAUCAAACAGUGUCGUAAGAGGACAGAUAUGUUCACCGAAGAGCACGUCCGUACAAUUUUUGGCAACAUAGAGGAGAUCUACCGAUUCCAGAGGAGGUUUCUGAAAGGCCUGGAGAAAAAGUUCAACAAGGAGCAGCCCCAUCUCAGCGAGAUCGGCUGCUGUUUCCUUGAACAUCAAACUGAUUUCCAGAUCUAUUCAGAAUACUGCAACAACCACCCCAAUGCCUGCAUCCAGAUCUCCAGGCUGAUGAAGGUCAACAAGUAUGUUUUCUUUUUUGAGGCCUGUCGGCUGCUUCAGAAGAUGAUCGACAUUUCACUGGAUGGCUUCUUGCUCACUCCAGUUCAGAAGAUCUGCAAGUAUCCAUUACAGCUAGCAGAGCUCCUCAAAUACACCAACCCCCAGCACAGGGACUACCGGGAUGUGGAGGCAGCCUUGAAUGCCAUGAAGAACGUGGCCAGGUUGAUCAAUGAGAGAAAACGACGCCUUGAGAACAUCAAUAAGAUUGCCCAGUGGCAGAGCUCCAUCGAGGACUGGGAGGGUGAAGAUGUUCUCGUCAGAAGUUCUGAACUCAUCUUUUCAGGGGAGCUGACCAAACUGUCCCAGCCUCAGACCAAGAGUCAGCAGAGAAUGUUUUUUCUCUUUGAUCAUCAGAUGGUGUAUUGCAAAAAGCGGUGACCAGGCCGUACUGCGACUUCCUCCUGCGACAGAAGCAUCCCUCCCUCCCCACUGCUCUGCCCCAGCAGCAGGUCUUCAUGCUGGCCGAGCCCAAACGCAAAACCACGUUCUGGCACAACAUCGGUCGACUGACCCCCUUCAAGAAGUGAACGCUGGAGGAGAACACGAGGAGCUCUUUGCUCGCGCUUGAAAGAAGACUCUUUAACUGCCCCUCAUGUCUUUUCAUCCUGUCACCGUUCCAGGAUUAAUAAACUGACUUGUACAGAUGAUUAUAACGAGGAGAAGAUUAUUUUUAUGAAAGCACUUUAUAGGUUGACGAAGGAUCAGAUGUGAGAGAGGUUUCCUGGAGUCAAACGAGGGAGUGGACCUUUAGACCUCCUGUUGGACCUCUGUAGGGACUCAUGACUGAGCUGCCUUCGUGUAACGCUGCCUGUACCUUGUUUUAUGCUACCGCUUCAAUGAUUUGCCAACUUUUCCUUGUGCCAGAAAACUGAUUUGAAUAUGUUGAUUUGUUCUGUGUUCGCUUUAAAACAAGAAAUCUCUUUGUGCUUUUCUGUGUGCUGAUAUAUUUUGUAACCAUUUCUAAAACAGUGGCGAUGUUCUGUGCUCUCCGUCUGUAAAGUUUGGCUUUAUUUUUGUUCUGAUUCAGUUAUUGGGCUGUAGGAACGCUUCAUACGACACAGUCCAGAGAACUGGAGGGCAGCGCGAUGGAGCCAACACGUUCCUCCAAUCUGAUCCUAAACAUUUCCUCACAGUGGUCAUGAAAGUAUAAAACCUGCUCCUUUUCCUCUCACCUUAUUUUGUUUUAAUCUAUUUUCUUUGAUAAAGUGCCAUUUGUGACAUGGACAACUUACAAUGACAUGCAUGGAUGUGACAAACUAAUACUGUGAAGAAUUUCUGUUUUUUUAUCUCUGAAAAACCUCCAGCUAACCAGAAGGACGAGUGUUACGGUGUUUUUACAGACCUGACAGGACUGUACUCUCAUCAACUGUAACAUCCAGUGUUCAUCCUCUGUUGUAAUCUGAUCUCAGAUCAGUGAUGUUGCUCUGUAAGUACAUCCAGUGAAGAGUACUCCUACCUAUCUGUUCAAAUGGUACACAAUAUUAAACAUUCCUAAUCUAAACAAAACGGUCCGGUUCAUUAUUUGUUGUAUAAAAAU